Molecule: messenger RNA, 261 nt
Organism: Fusarium sp. VM40
Lineage: Eukaryota; Fungi; Ascomycota; Sordariomycetes; Hypocreales; Nectriaceae
Source: the annotation of a GenBank genome assembly
AUGCGUUUCUCUCUUCUUACUCUGGUCGCUCUCGUUUCUGCCGCCUCAGCCGGCCUUGUCCGACGAGUCGACGUUAAUGUCCCAGCCAUGACAAACUCCGAGGGAAGGGUUGUCGCGUUCAACUCCGCUGAGGUCUUCCAGCCCGCCAAGAAGCGAGACCUCGAGAACAAGAAGCGAGCUCUCGCGCAGAGGAAGCGUGAAGUUUCCCACAAGAAGCGAGCUAUUGCCCAGAACAAGCGGGAUGCUUCCCAGGAGCAAUAA